Choloepus didactylus (southern two-toed sloth) is the source of this 943-nucleotide messenger RNA. RefSeq names its product eukaryotic translation initiation factor 4E-like. Gene Ontology annotation, biological process: translational initiation. The coding region runs from base 1 to 654 and encodes 217 amino acids. NCBI's taxonomy places the organism in Eukaryota, Metazoa, Chordata, Mammalia, Pilosa, Megalonychidae. The transcript has a single exon. Gene Ontology annotation, cellular component: eukaryotic translation initiation factor 4F complex. Gene Ontology annotation, molecular function: RNA 7-methylguanosine cap binding; translation initiation factor activity. The record is from RefSeq and is a predicted model, not a curated record.
AUGGUGACUGUGGAACCAGAAACCACCCCAACUCCUAAUCCCCCACCUACAGAAGAAGAGAAAACAGAAUCUAAUCAGGAGGUUGCUAACCCAAAACACUGUAUUAAAUAUCCACUACAGAACAGAUGGGCACUUUGGUUUUUUAAAAAUGAUAAAAGCAAAACUUGGCAAGCAAACCUUCGACUGAUCUCUAAAUUUGAUACUGUUGAAGACUUUUGGGCUCUGUACAACCAUAUCCAGUUGUCUAGUAAUUUAAUGCCUGGCUGUGACUACUCACUUUUUAAGGAUGGUAUUGAGCCCAUGUGGGAAGGUGAAAAAAACAAAAGAGGAGGACGAUGGCUAAUUACAUUGAACAAACAGCAGAGACGAAGUGACCUCGAUCGCUUUUGGCUAGAGACACUGCUGUGCCUUAUUAGAGAAUCUUUUGAUGACUACAGUGAUGAUGUAUGUGGAGCCGUUGUUAAUGUUAGAACUAAAGGUGAUAAGAUAGCAAUAUGGACUACCGAAUGUGAAAACAGAGAAGCUGUUACACAUAUAGGGAGGGUAUGCAAGGAAAGGUUAGGACUUCCUCCAAAGAUAGUGAUUGGUUAUCAGUCCCAUGCAGGCACAGCUACUAAGAGCGGCUCCACCACUAAAAAUAGGUUUGUUGUUUAAGAAGACACCUUCUGAGUAUUCUCAUAGGAGACUGCGUCAAGCAAUCGAGAUUUGGGAGCUGAACCAAAGCCUCUUCAAAAGCAGAGUGGACUGCAUUUAAAUUUGAUUUCCAUCUAAAUGUUGCUAAGAUAUAAGAGAAGUCUCAUUCGCCUUUGUCUUGUACUUCUGUGUUCAUAUUUUAUUAUUAUUUUUUUUAAUUUUGGCUAGCAUAUCCACUACCUAAUCAAAGAAUUACAGUACACAUCAUCCCUAGAAUCCAUAAAUGUGUUCUUGGCCCACUCUGUAAUAG